AUGAUGGUUCAUAGACAAGUUAUUGAUGAAUGUAUUUUGUUUUUAGAUGAACAUGUGGAUUCUUGGUUUGGUCUGGGGGGUAGACAGCCUUUGUUUGUUUUUGUUUCGGGUCCUCAAGGGUCUGGGAAGACUUAUAAUGGGUCAAGGAUAUAUGAAUAUUUGAAGGAAAAGUUUAAGGAUCAGAAAAGAGUGGUAUACUGUUCGAUUGACGACUUUUACUUGACUCAUGGGGACCAGAAGAAGCUCGAGGGUCAGUUUCCUGGGAAUCAGCUGCUUCGAGGUCGUGGGCUCCCGGGGACUCACGAUAUGAAGCUAUUGUAUGAGUUUAUAGAUGCGAUAAAUUGUAAUUGUCGGAUCAGAGGUGAUGGGAAAUAUCACCAGAAGUUACGGUUGCCCAUGUACGACAAGUCCAAAUAUUCAGGUGAAGGUGAUCGGGCUAGUGAAUGUGCCUUCACCGAGUUGCCUGUGGAUAUAUUCAUCUUGGAAGGUUGGUUUCUAGGGUUCGAGCCUGUGUUGCCCGACUCUCUUGACGAUGAAAGGAAACAACUUCUAGAAGGUGAUAUGAAACUGGUGAAUAGUAAUCUGUACUUGUACUGUGAUCUUCUUUGGAAUAACCCAGAGAUACAUUCUUUGGGAAUAGCGUUUGAUACAGAUUCUGUGGAGCAGAGAGUUUACCAGUGGAGGCUACAACAGGAGCAUGAUACGAUAGCGAAGCAUGGAGAUGGGAUGUCGGAUGAGAGUGUGAUGAAGUUUGUCGAUAGGUAUAUUCCCUCUUACAAGUUGUAUUAUAGGGAUUUUAUAAACGCAGAGAAUUUGGGUUCUAUAGCCACUUUGACUUUAAAGAUUGAUUCUGAGAGAAAAGUUCUAUCUACCAAGAUGAGAAGCGUCGAUUGA
This is a messenger RNA of Vanderwaltozyma polyspora DSM 70294, 894 nucleotides long. RefSeq names its product putative ATP-dependent kinase (gene TDA10). Gene Ontology annotation, cellular component: cytoplasm. The transcript has a single exon. Bases 1 to 894 code for a protein of 297 amino acids. Lineage: Eukaryota; Fungi; Ascomycota; Saccharomycetes; Saccharomycetales; Saccharomycetaceae. The record is from RefSeq and is a predicted model, not a curated record.